GCGUUUUGAAAUGCUAGUUAGGGAGGUGUUUUACUUGUAACUAAUUUCAAGUGUUUCCCAAGUUAGUUUUCUGAACCGAUCUUGUAACGCACUUUCUGCAGGAGCAGAUAUGGACGCGCGUCCCCAUCUGAACGAAAACAGCUACACAACAAUGAGCGAAGAAAAUAAUAACGAAACCCUCACCUACGCCAAAAAAAGAAAAUGCACAGCUUGCAUGGAGGAAGUCAACACAGAAAACUUCGUUUCCUGGGAGUUUAUGAACUUUUGCGGCGAAGUAUGCGUUUCGAAAUACCAAAAAACUUUACUUUGGCAGUGCACCAGUUGCAUCGCGAAAGUACAAGUAGACUCCUUCGGGAAAUACUAUCAGCGACUCAAGAACUGCUUCGUCGUGUUCUGCUCUCAAAAUUGCAUCGCCAAAUAUAGGACUACCGUGAACAUCUGCUCGUUCUGCGAAAACGUCAAACCGGCAAACUCUUCUACGGACUGGAUCAUCGCGAGGUUACAGUUCAACUUUCUGCUGAACGAUGUGAUUUUCUGCUCCAAAAUCUGCUACAAUAAGUUCAUGGAAAAGACAAAAUGCGCGACCUACAAUAUUCCCGCCAAUACUACUUGCACCGUCUGCAAAAGCGCCAAGCCUCUAACGAUACAGCUAGAGCAUAGGUCAGAGACACAGUACUUCUGCAGCAAGCAGUGUCUCUCGGCUUAUAGCUACGUGCAACUGCAAACUGGGGCCGAACAGUGCUCGAUGUGCAAGAAGUACUACCCCAGCAAGUUGCUAGAGGAACACAGGUUCAUAUUCGCCGGCGAAGAGAUUAGGCUCUGCUCGAACACCUGCAGGAACGUGUUCGUCUUCACCAAGAGAAAGUUGACUCCUUGCGCCUGGUGCCAAACUGUCAGUAUCGACACCGGGAUGGUCACGAGACACGCCCGCCAGUUACCGGACAUCCACUUCUGCUCCACGAACUGUCUCAAGAAGUACGAAGUACCGAAGCUGACGCUAUUAAAACAACGCAUCGUUACGCAGCGCAAUGUAGCCACUAUGUGCUAUGCAAAAAAAGAAAACAAAGGCGUCCAAGUAGCACCCCCGCUGCCCAAGAAGGUACAAAAGGGGGUGCAAACAGAAGUUAACAGAACUUUGCUCCCGGUUCCCGUUCCCAUUUACGUCCCGAUACCAAUGGCAAUGUACGCGCUCCCGGUUCCCUCUACUGUGCCCAUUCCGAUACCAAUCCCUGUUCCCGUAUUUAUACCUACUACUCGGAACUCGGCUAAAGGUAUGAUGAAGGAAAUACUGAAUGUAAAGAAUAAGGUGCCUUCCAAUCGACUGGAGGCCGAAUUGCUCGAUAUAGCUGCUUUGUUGUCAAAGAGCGGAGUUGAAAACGAUUCGGAGAGUGACAUCGAGUCACGUAGCGAAGCAGAGGACAUCGAAAGCGAGGAAAUAUGCGAGGGGGAUCUAGCGAGAAACUUCGACUUGGAAUGGGCUUUGCCAGAUACCUUCACGCAUUUCAAGUCCGAAGAAGCCCAUGGGUUGAAGAGACCCAACGAAACUGACUACGCGGGAGAUAAGAAAGGCAGGUUUGAGGAGCUCUGUCAGGUCGAGAAAGAGGCCCUAAGCAAAACAACCGACAUGCGCCUCGACUACGCCUUGGGCAUAAACGCUUGGAAGCAGUGGGUCUCGAAAACGCGCGUCUCUAAGAAUGCCAAAGCGUUCAAGUCGGAAAUCCUCUCCAUGUCACCCGAGGAGUUCAGCGACGCCCUCUGCCUAUUCAUCAAUGAACUGCGGAAGCCUAACGGGGACGAAUACGCCCCCGACACUAUUUAUUACUUGUGCUUGGGAAUCCAACACUAUUUGCAGGAAAACGGUAGAUCAGAUAACAUAUUUUAUAACGAUAUUUACGAGAGGUUCACCGAUUGCCUGAACGAACAGGCGAUGAAGUUUUGCGCACUGUACGACGACGAGUCUCACUUCAUCGUUACGCGCUUAGAGGAGGAACACCUCUGGGAAACGAAGCAGUUGGGAUGUCACUCUCCCUUCGUCUUGCUCAACACCUUGGUUUACUUCAAUACCAAGUAUUAUUUUCGGUCGACAGUGGAAGCUCAUAUGAAGCUCUCGUUUUGUAAUGUGAUGAAAAUCCAGCGGAAGAACUCCAAGUCUAUGGUCCUGAGACUUUAUCCUGAUCCUGUGUCGAGGAGGGGGAAUUGUGGAAGAAUAUUCGAGCAAAAAGAAUGCUCCGAAAACCCUUUGAGGUGCCCUGUGAAAUUGUACGAGUAUUACCUGUCUAAGUGUCCCGAAAGCGUCAAGCAUAAGUACGAUUUGAUGUAUCUGAUGCCGGAAAAACAUUGUACACCCGAUAGUCCAUUAUGGUACUCUACUCAGCCUUUAUCCAAAGAGCAGUUGUCCAAAUUUGUUAAUAGAGUCAAAAUGGUUAAGGAAAUUAAUAUCGCUUUACUUAGUAACUGAAUUGUGAUUUAACCGUUUUUGAUGAAUUUCAAAAAAGCCAAAGAGAAACCAAAUAAAAUUUCAAAAUCAAAAUUUCUCAUAAGUAUCGGUAUCACAUAUUACUUGCUCGCUCUCUGCCUUAUUUAAGAAUAAUUACCAUUAAAUGGUAUUCACUUUUAUUUGAAAUAUGUUAUUUUUGUUGUUCUUUAGAUUUGUAGAAAAAAAAUGUUUUCUUGUAGCAAUGUACUUAUUUUUCUAGUUUCAAUAAAUAUAUUCCGUUUCAUUUUCAGUUUCAA
Messenger RNA from Leptinotarsa decemlineata (Colorado potato beetle), 2733 nucleotides. RefSeq names its product zinc finger protein without children (gene woc). NCBI's taxonomy places the organism in Eukaryota, Metazoa, Arthropoda, Insecta, Coleoptera, Chrysomelidae. Gene Ontology annotation, molecular function: zinc ion binding. The record is from RefSeq and is a predicted model, not a curated record.